AUGGAGCCGCCGCUGGAGCCUGCGCCAGGACGGAGAGGGAGACGCCUGCUGCCGCUGCUGCUUCUGUGGGCUCUCGCCAUCGCAUUGGCCGGCGGUGCGACCGCGUGGCCUCACCCUCACGGUCACGGCGGCUCCGUCGGCCUUGGCGCCUCCGCCUCCGCCGGUGCUGGUGCCGGCAGGACCAUGGAGGCCGGCGGCGAGCGGGGGUACAGGGAUCUGGCGCUCAGGAGGAUGGAGAGCGUCAGAUCCUCCUUCGGGGCCAGAAGAGAUUUGGCAACGGCUUCGGCGAGCGCGCGGGUGUACCACGUGACGGACUACGGUGCGGACCCGACCGGCGCCGCCGACGCCACGGCGGCGAUCAACAAGGCCAUAGCGGACGCGUUCCGCUCGCCGUCCAACGCCACCAUGACCGGCGGCAUCCCGGACCUCGGCGGUGCCGAGGUGCACCUCGACGGCGGCACGUACCUCAUCAAGGGGCCCCUCACGCUGCCGGCAUCCGGCGGCGGAAACUUCAAGAUCCACAGCGGGUCGCUGCGCGCGUCCGACGACUUCCCGACGGACCGGUACCUGAUCGAGCUGUCGGCGUCCAAGAGCAACGGCGGCGGGCGGAGCUACGACUACGAGUACGCCACGCUGCGUGACCUGAUGCUGGACUGCAGCUACCGCGGCGGCGGCGUGACGGUGGUGGACUCGCUCCGCGUCGCCAUCGACAACUGCUACGUGGCGCACUUCGCGUCCGACGGCAUCGCGGUGCGCGGCGGGCACGAGACGUUCAUCCGCAACACCUUCCUCGGCCAGCACAUGACGGCCGGGGGCGACCCCGGGGAGCGCGGCUUCACGGGCACGGGGAUCCGCCUCGACGGCAACGACAACUCCGUGUCCGACGUCGUCAUCUUCUCCGCGGCCACGGGGAUCAUGGUCACCGCGCCGGCCAACUCCAUCUCCGGCGUGCAUUGCUACAACAAGGCCACGGGCUUCGGGGGCAUGGGCAUCUACCUCAAGAUCCCGGGGCUCACGCAGGCGUGGAUCAGCAACUCCUACAUGGACUACACCAGCAUCGUCGCCGAGGACCCCGUGCUCCUCCACGUGUCCGGGUCCUUCUUCCUCGGCGACGCCAACGUCGUGCUCAAGGCCGUCAACGGCGUCGCCAGGGGCGUCCAGGUCGUCGGCAACAUCUUCAGCGGCCGGGAUAAGGGCGUCGACAUCGUCCAGCUGGACGGCAAGUUUACCACCGUGGACCAGGUGUACGUGCAGCAGAACUCCGCCACGGGGAUGACCAUCAAGUCCACCUCGGCGCGCGCGUCGGCCGAGGGCAACGGGAGCUCCUGGACGCUCGACUUCUCGCCGGUGCUGCUGUUCCCGGAUCGCAUCGGCCACGUGCAGUACUCGUUGGUCACCGGCGACGAGUUCCCGGGCCACACGCUCCGGAACGUGUCCGGCAACCAGGUCGUCGUCGCCACAGACAAGGCCGUGUCAGCCACGGUUCACGUGCUGGUGGACCAGAACAGCGACUGA
This is a messenger RNA of Miscanthus lutarioriparius, 1515 nucleotides long. The record is from the annotation of a GenBank genome assembly. NCBI's taxonomy places the organism in Eukaryota, Viridiplantae, Streptophyta, Magnoliopsida, Poales, Poaceae.